AGGUGGGCCUGGGAAUCCACUUCUCCGUAUAUUCUCACUUUGGUUUACGAGCAGGAUGGAUUUCUUUCGCUGUCUGAUCCUAGGUUCGCAUCAGAAAAUGAUGGUGCCUUCCAUCAAGACCUAGCUAACCUUUGCCACCAUCUUCCCACCUUUCAGAGAUCUUUGAAGAGAGGGAAAAAAUACUCAUACCUUUCUCAGUUCAGCAAACAGACGUCAUUAUUUCUUUGAUAGUACUGUUUAGCCACUUAGGUGAGAAUUGUGUAACUUCAUUAAGCCUUUGGGGACGAUGAUGUUGGCGCCAAGUAUGGCAUCUCCAGACAUCACUUCAAAGCCAACAAAUACCCAUCCUGGCCCUCCCCAGACCCCCAUUUUUAAUUUCCUGCUGGUGACACCAAAUAUUAGCACAACUAACAAGGCUCUGGGUGCGGGUCACACUCCAUGCAAGGCAGAGGUCCCCUUCUCUCCUCAGUGACACAUUCCAGCCCUGCUUGGCAGAAGCCAAUGGCAGCUUGUGGCAAAUGCCAAAUAUUGACCCAGUGCCUUUAUUUAGCAAGCCCAAAGAGGCCAGGCAUGCCCGCCUGCCUUCCUCUGGGGCCUUGGCAAAUAUUUUUCCAGCAGAGAGAGAAAACAACCAGCAGCAGGGAAGGAAAUUUACCAGGAGUGCCCCUUUCCAAAGGCUGUGUGACCCUCUGCUGAAGCGUCAGCCCAUGUUUCCUUCCCAAUGGGUCUUUGCACAGCUGGGCUGAAAGCCUAUGGCACUGUCAGUCACAACGGUCCUGUAAGGUAGGAUGCUAGGAUUCUUGGUCAACCAGGGAGCUGAAAGGACUGUGGCUGCACACCACUGGCAAGGAGGGAAGGAAGGAAGGAUGGAGAAAAGUGGAGGAGGAGAAGGAGAAAGUUGGAGGAGAAUUGAAAUGGGGAAGAAGAAACAGAAAGAACAAAUAUGGAUAGACAAAUAAAUACCCUAAAGGUUCCGGAUCCUGUCUAAUAAGCUAAGCAAGAUCAUUCCUGGUUAGUACUUAGAUGGGAAGCCACCAACAGAUGCCAGGUGUUGUAGCCUCCAAAAACCCCAAAAUCAUGGGGUUGCCAUGAAGUGAACUGAAGGUGCACACAAAAGAGACAGAAAGAGAUGGUGUUGGAUAGGCAGACAGAUGUAGAGAGAGAGGAGAGGAGAGAGGGACUCAGGGCAUGGCCAUGGCCAACCCCCAAGGAAGAAACGUGCCAAGAAAACCCCAGGAUAGUGUUUCCCCUUAGGGUUGCCAUAAGUCAGAAAGGACUUGAAGGUAUGCAGCAACGACAAAGGAAGGAAAGAAGGGAGGAAGAUGAGGAAAGUGGAAAGGAAGGGAAGGGAUGGCUGGAGGAAGGGAUAGUGGAGAGAGGGAAGGAAGGUAAGAAGGGCAGGGGAGCCCUGGCAGGAAAACAAGACAGAAGAAAGGAGGGCAGUGGGCAGUGCCAUUACAGGAGCUGAGGCAGGAGGUCUCUUGGGGGGAGACUGAGGAAGGGGUCUGGGAGAGGGUGCCACCUCCUCCUUCCUCCUCCUCUGGCAGCUCCCUCCUGCCCUCCUUCGCUCACCUGGGCACAACUUUUCCUCCCAGCCUCCCUCUCCACCUGAGGAGGAGGAGGCCCUUCCACCCCCCCCCAAUCUUUGGGGCAGGAGGGCAGCCUGGGGGCGGUCCUGAGCCCUUCCUCCUCCUCCUCUUGUGGGGCAUCCUUUUCUUGCCAGCUGCGCUGCCCUGGUGCCCAUAGGGCUCUCCUCCUCCGCUGGCCAUGGUGCUGAUGGCAAGGCUGCUGCUGCUGCUGCUGCUGCUGGGUCUGGGGGUGCAGGAGGGCAUGGCCGGGCCCCGUCCCUGGGCCCAGGAGAUCCUCUGGAGGAGCCAGGGCCGCCUCAACCGCCUCCUCAACUCUGCGGGGCCCUUCCAGCUGGGCCCCAGCCGGCCCCAAAGGCUCUACCUCCAGGUGGCCCCCAGGGGACCCCCCAGGGCCCUCCGCCUGGCCCUCAGGGCUGAGAGCCCCCUGGAGGCGGAGGGGGCAGCCUCGGGCAAUGGGGGCCAGGAGCAGGAGGAGGCAGCCCUGGGCUCUGCUUUUGGGGGACCCACUCCCAAUGGGACCCUCUUGGCCAUAAGGACCAAUGGCAGCCAAGAGGCCCCCAAGGAGCACCGCUUCUCCUCCUGGCCCAGGGGGGCCCCCCAUGGAAGGCCAGGCCAAGCAAUGGGGGUCAGUGAGAUGGAGGGCUCUCCGGUCCCCUUCCGCCCCACCAGCCCCCAAAGGAGGGGCCCCUGGAGGCCCAGGAGCCCAGCCAGAGGAGGACCCCCUCCAGGCCCCCUCCAGAGCCAGAACAGCAUCUUCUACAACAUCUACCCCACGCCCAGGACGCCCUCCAGCCCCAGGCCUGGCUAUGGGACCAACUUCUUCCAUCAGGGCCUGCCUGAUUUAAUUCCUGACCCAUAUUUCAUCCAAGCAGCCACUUACAUCCAGAGGGUCCAGCUGUAUGCCUUGGAAUGUGCAGCGGAGGAAAACUGUCUUGCAAGAUCUGCUUACCGUCCUGGAGUAAGCAGAAUCAGCUACCGGGUCUUGCUCCGUUUCCCUCAACGCGUGAAGAACCAGGGGACGGCCGACUUCCUCCCAGUGAAACCGCAACAUGCCUGGGAAUGGCACAGUUGCCAUCAGCAUUUCCACAGCAUGGACGCCUUCAGCAACUACGACCUCCUGGAUGCCGUCUCCCACAAGAAGGUAGCCGAGGGCCACAAGGCCAGUUUCUGCCUGGAGGACACAACCUGUGACGCAGGCGUCCGGAGACGCUACGCCUGCACAGCUCACACCCAGGGUUUGGGCCCAGGGUGUUACGACACAUACAACGCCAACAUCGACUGCCAAUGGAUCGACAUCACUGAUGUCCCUCCUGGAAAGUACAUCCUCAAGGUGACGGUCAACCCAGAUUCCCUUGUGGAAGAGUCCGACUUCACCAACAACAUUGUCAGGUGUGAUAUAACCUACACAGGAACGUAUGUUGACACUCGGAACUGCAGGAUCUCAAGCUUCUAAGGAGCACCCACCGACCCAUGGAGUCCUCCACAUCCCCUUCUCCUCACCAUAGAUGCUUUGGUCUCUUGACAAACCACAUUUAGUCCUCCCCAAAAAUACUCAGCCGGAGAGAAGGGGUGGAAUUAGCCAUUUGGGGUCUCACCUUUGCCUUAAAAUUCAUUCAGGCUCUUGACAUGCCCUCCUCCUCCUCCUCUCCACAUGAGAGGCAGUGCACCCCAUUUCACCCUGGCAAGCACCCCCAAAUUGUCCCCUCCUGAAGCAUCCUAAAGAAACAUGGCUGCUCUCAGAAAAUGUCAUUUAUUAUCAUAAUAUAAUUUAUUUAUAUUCCUCCUCUUCCCAGAGGAAUCAAGGCAGAUUACAACUAUAUUAGGCAAACCUCUGAUGUGGAGGAAACCAAUUGCAAGAUUCAUGAGGAAACUGGGAAUAUUUCCUCUGCAAAAUUGCUGCUUCCUCUGCUGAACAAGCUGUUUGCAAUGCAAAAGGACUAUGUGCCGCCUUUGUGCAGAGUAGGUCCCAAACAGCCAAGAUUCUCAUCUGUCCAGGUUUUCCAUCCCACAUUUUUUCCAGAAUAUUUUCAAAUAGUCUUUCCAUCCCUGGUAAACCUUGGCAGACCUCAUUCUGGGCAAGGCAACCUAUUUUAAUCUUUCUCCUUCUGCGGGAGAGGUGUCUCCUGGCUGGCCUUCAUUCCUCUGCUUUGCUGCCCCCCAAAAAUGCAUUACCCACUUUUGUCCCUUUCUUCCUCCGCUCCAUCCCACCUCUCCAGCCAGCCACAAAACCUUGUUUGGCUAAUGUCUGGAGCCACAGCCCACCACCAUACGCCCAUGAAGGUGUCCCCACCAGUAAAACCCAAACCAGCAAAGCGUUUCCCAUUGCCUUGAGGUCAGGAUGCAAGUCUGCCCCAGCUGGACGUCUGGACCAAGAUACAUCCACUCCAACCGAUGUCUGCUUUCGGAGAACUGGGUACCGCAUCUGGGACUUCUUCCCUGUGACCAAGAGAGACACCACAGCCACCACAAGUAUGGUGUUAAGUGUGCACAAGGUGCCCAGAUUCAUAUAAAGUAAAUAUGCUCUGCUUUGGUCAGACCACGCCUGGAAUACUCUGUCCGUUUCUGGGUUCCACGGUUCAAGAAGGAGAUGGACAAGAUGGAAGGGGUCCAGAAGAAUACGUCUUGCUUGGAGAAGAGAAGACAGAGUGGGGAUAUGGUGGUCCUGCCUUUGAAUACUUGAGUGGCUGCCAUUGUGGUGCCAAACUGGGUUAUUUCUCCAGUGUGGAUGCAGCCCCCCUUUGAUUGUCUUUUGAUGGGAUUGGCCACAAGAUGGACACCUUUUUUCUUCCCAUAGAAGCGGGGAGAAGGACACUGUCUACUUCCUAGGCCUUUCUGGAGCAUCCUUUCCCUCCAGGAUUCAGGACUAGAAAAGUAUCUGGAAAGGGCUUGGCAGUGUUCAAAGAAAUGAUAUAUAUUAAAAAAAACACCCUUCUU
Molecule: messenger RNA, 4523 nt
Organism: Sceloporus undulatus (fence lizard)
Lineage: Eukaryota; Metazoa; Chordata; Lepidosauria; Squamata; Phrynosomatidae
Product: protein-lysine 6-oxidase-like
Exons: 7
Coding region: 1768-3042 (424 amino acids)
Biological process (GO): peptidyl-lysine oxidation
Molecular function (GO): copper ion binding; protein-lysine 6-oxidase activity
Source: RefSeq, a predicted model, not a curated record